ACAGCUACACCAUCUUCAAUCGCCACGACAACAUCAAGGAAGUAUGGCACUGUUCCCGCGACUUCCGGGACUCUGAGAUGCCAGAGGACUUCUAACUUGACGAAUCCAUGAUUAAAGCAUUGCAGGAAGCCGCUCAGUGUUAUACCUCCCCAACAAAUCAUAGUCAUUUCAGACCUUGGGCCCUCAUCCAGAUGCCCGACUUCGUCCGUGCAUUCCGCUUCUCGUACCCUAUGCUGCUUUCGGCUGGCGAAAAUAACGCUUAUUUGUGGGACGUGCCGACGUCUCGUCCUGUUGAAACGACUGGCAACAUUCAGGCUCCGAAUGAAGGCGGGACACUAGGACGCCUCAACUAUGUUGAAGUCAACAACCAAUACGCUUUCUUCUGCGGGUCCAUUCAACUACGUUUUUUUUGCAAGGUGCAGUGGGGCCAUGGUCUAUUAUCUGGGCAUGAAAGAUUUGCCGUGCACCUACUGGGACGUGCUUCCAGAUAGCGACGAUCACCCGUGCCCUUCUUCGCUCUACCAGCCCUAACGACUUCACGAAGCAUAUCACGUCUCAUCUACAUGUCAGAGCAACUUUGUCGCGGGUAAGUUAUACACGUCGAUCUACACAAUUUAGUCACUGUUUGCGCAGCCCAUGAAUCUUCCUCGGGCAA
Molecule: messenger RNA, 655 nt
Organism: Suillus clintonianus
Lineage: Eukaryota; Fungi; Basidiomycota; Agaricomycetes; Boletales; Suillaceae
Exons: 1
Coding region: 108-491 (127 amino acids)
Source: RefSeq, a predicted model, not a curated record